UUUUUUUUUUUGCGUCUAACGAAUGUCUGCCUUCUGCUUGUAAGCUUGCACUUCUCUCUCCCUUUUGAUUAAACCCUCCCAUCUGCCCGUCUUCCCUCGGCAACUGGGUUGGACUCUCGGAGGCUACCGUUCGUUCUCCGUUCCCAAUUCUGCUGGCCGGUGCUGUCCCGGCAUUGGCGGCGUUCUGGGGUUUCUUUAACGGGGGAUCACGGGGAGCCCUAGGGUGCCGGCAAUUCGUGAUCGUCGAUGACUUACUAUGAUGAGGACAAGGUGGUUCCCGAGCUGAAGCUGAUGCUGGGGGAGGACGGGGACGUCGAGAAGGGGGAUUAUGUCAAUUUGGGGCAGCGGAAUGCGGGGAGCUGCGAGGCCGAUGAUUCGCCCCCGUCGCCCAGGAGGAGGUGGAGAAGUUUCGUGUGGUAUUGGGUUAAGCUGGCUCUGUUAUUCUCUUGCCUGGGCUUGUUAGCCGGGGUCUGCAUUAAAUGGGUGUGGCCGUAUUUCAUGGACAAGGAAAUUAUCCCAAUCAUAAAUUGGGAAACGGCAACAUUUAGCCCUCCCAUCCUUGCGGUUCUCGUCUUUAUCACAAUAGCGCUAUUUCCCACUCUUCUCUUACCAUCCACUCCCUCAAUGUGGGUCGCUGGGAUGACCUUUGGAUAUGGUUACGGUUUCCUGCUCAUUAUUUCUGGAGUACCCAUCGGUGUAUCUCUUCCUUACUUCAUCGGGUCUCGAUUCCAUCACAAAAUACAGGGUUGGUUGGAGAAAUACCCAAAAAAAGCUUCACUAAUAAGAUCUGCUGGUGCCGGGAACUGGGUUCAUCAACUUCGAGCAGUGACUUUAAUCAGGAUAUCUCCCUUCCCUUAUAUCUUAUAUAAUUAUUGUGCCGUGGCAACAGAUGUCAAGUAUGUCCCAUACAUCUUGGGGUCGUUGAUUGGGGUGAUACCUGAAAUUUUUGUUGCAAUGUAUACUGGCAUUUUUAUAAAGACUCUGGCCGAUGCUUCAUACGAUCGGCACUCUCUGUCAGCCCCUCAGAUCAUAUUCAAUGUUCUUGGCUUCUUAGCAACGAUUGCCACUACGGUUAUCUUCACAAUCUACGCGAAGAGGCAGCUCAAGAAAUUGAAGAGCGAAGAGGAACCACUGCUCGAGUGAUCUUCUCAAGCUUCUCAAGGCACUUCCUGUCACGUAUAUGGUUGCAAAAACUCCGGUGGUUAGGGUGAAGUUCCAUUUAUUAAGCAGCUUCAUCCAUGGGAAUAUUAAUGUCGUGGGGAUUGGUAGUAUUGUGAGAAAUGAAAGUGAAAAACAUUCUAACCCAAUUGGCCAGAAUUCUAAAGAUAGGCAGACUCUCCUGCUCCUGACUUGUCUCCCUGAAUUAUGUAUAAGAUGCAUCGCAUUCGAUGCUCCAUAGGUCGGGAAUAGUCCCUUAACUUACGGCCUUCUUUUCGCAAUUGGUUGCCUGUUGUAUAUGGUUGAAAUGCCUGUUUGGAGGGUCAAAUUGGAUUCCUCGCAAAUUCGUGUAUGUAAAUAGAAAUGGAAUUGUUUUUGUUAAAGAUCAUUUUGCUUGUCGA
Messenger RNA from Punica granatum (pomegranate), 1559 nucleotides. NCBI's taxonomy places the organism in Eukaryota, Viridiplantae, Streptophyta, Magnoliopsida, Myrtales, Lythraceae. The record is from RefSeq and is a predicted model, not a curated record.